Hyposmocoma kahamanoa is the source of this 1829-nucleotide messenger RNA. RefSeq names its product homeobox protein invected-like (gene Inv). Gene Ontology annotation, biological process: regulation of transcription by RNA polymerase II; neuron differentiation; multicellular organism development. The transcript is spliced from 5 exons. The record is from RefSeq and is a predicted model, not a curated record. Gene Ontology annotation, molecular function: RNA polymerase II cis-regulatory region sequence-specific DNA binding; DNA-binding transcription factor activity, RNA polymerase II-specific. Gene Ontology annotation, cellular component: nucleus. Bases 8 to 1546 code for a protein of 512 amino acids. Lineage: Eukaryota; Metazoa; Arthropoda; Insecta; Lepidoptera; Cosmopterigidae.
AUUCAAGAUGGCGGCGGUGUCUACACACCUCCAGGAUAACAUAAAGAUCCAGGAAACAAGCGACGAUGACCCUUAUUCUCCGAAUACAAGGGACACUAGCACUCCUGACUAUCACGACGACGAGAAAAACGAAGAACGUACAAUACAUACGUCUUCAUUUUCCAUACAUAAUGUGUUGAAGAAAGAAAGAGAGAGCCAUAGUCCUGAGAAUGUCUUUUCAACUGAUAAACUGCUUCAAAAUACACCGAAUUUUGAAGAAAACGUGGAAUGUUCUAGACACUCUGAAAGUCCCAUAGAGGAAGAACAUUCUAGUGAUUUUAGAGCUGAAAUAUCAGUUGACGAUGACAAUUCAUGCUGUAGCGAUGAUACUGUUCUGUCCGUUGGUAACGAAGCUCCUAUAUCUUCAAAUAAUAAUAUAAAUCUUGAGAAAAAUAGUCCCGAAAGUCCGGAGACAUCAGGUCUGACGUCAUUUAAACAUAUACAGACUCAUUUAAAUGCUAUAUCGCAGCUGAGUCAAAAUUUGAAUAUCUCACAACCGAUGUUAGUACGUCCUAACCCAAUUACACCAAACCCUUUAAUGUUUUUAAAUCAACCUUUGAUAUUUCAAAAUCCUUUACUAAAUCAGGAUUUAAAGUCUGGGUUGAAUAUUUCAAAUAGAUUACCGAUGCAGAAUAAUUUGGGAUUGAAUCCCCAACCUUUCGGGUUAAAUUUUGGAUUGAGAUCGAAGACACAGGAGCUUAGAAGCACAAGGACCGACGAGAAUAGAAGACUUUUUACGCCAAAAUCACCUGAAAACGAAUCUUUCUUAAACCAAAAUUGCUUAAAAUUCAGUAUAGACAACAUACUGAAAGCAGAUUUUGGCCGACGGAUUACAGACCCUCUAAAUAAGCGCAAAAGUUUAAAAACGAGGCAAAACGAAGCGAAGCCUGAGGCAAAAGAAGUUUCAAAGGCAGAGGUCGAAGCAAGGGUUCCAGAAGUGAAACCUAGCGAUAAGGGUGGCGCUAUCGAUCUUUCAAAAGGGGAUGAUAGCGGUAGUAACCCUGGUUCCAAUACAGGGUCGCAGACAUCGAGCGAUGGUCAGAUGGUGUGGCCGGCGUGGGUCUACUGUACACGGUACAGCGACCGGCCUAGUUCCGGACGAAGUAAGUACGGGAGCCGCUCACGGGACUCACGUCCGCGAACGAGAAAGCCGAAGAAGCCGCCUGGGGAGACCAGCGGACCUACAGACGAGAAACGACCGAGGACUGCCUUCUCUGGACCUCAAUUGGCUAGACUAAAGCACGAAUUCGCCGAAAACCGUUACCUGACAGAGCGGCGCCGGCAAGCGCUGGCCGCAGAACUGGGGCUGGCAGAAGCCCAGAUUAAGAUCUGGUUCCAAAACAAACGCGCCAAGAUAAAGAAGGCUUCUGGACAACGGAAUCCAUUGGCCUUGCAGCUGAUGGCCCAAGGUCUUUAUAACCAUAGUACUGUGCCACUCACUAAGGAGGAGGAAGAGCUGGAGAUGAAGGCCAGGGAGAGAGAGCAGCAACUAAGGCAGCAAAACUAGAGUCUUGUAUAUUAUUGUAAAUACUUUCGUGUUAAUUUAUCUAUUGUAAAAGGAUAUGCCGCAAACUAGACUGAACCCUCGAUGCAAUGCUAUGAUUAUUAGGACUUACCAUACACCGUCUGUUUCCUAACUCAAAGUUCAAAUAAAUAUAUUGUUUUUUUUUACAAUAAUUCCAUUAAUUGCCAUAAUUAUUAAAUACAAAGAUCGAACACGAAGAAAAAUUCUAUAAACCCGACGACGAUUCUGACCCCAUUAACUGGAAAGUUACCGGCAGAGUGAGAAG